GGUUGAGCUAUAGUUAGUUAGCUUUGGACCCAUGUAUAUUAAUGGGUGCAGUACUAACAAUUAAUUCAUACACUAAACUAACACCAUAACCAUUCACUCUUCUCUUUCUCUUUUUCACUCAGGCCGGCCAUUUCAUCUCACUCUUUCAGAUCUGGUGUUCUGUAUUUGAUUGAAGAUAAAUAUAUGAUGGCGGCAUCAUCAUCAUCGGCUCAUGAAAAUUGGUUUGAAGCUGCAAGAGAAGGGAAUUUAAAGGUUGUGCAGGAUUUGGUUAGAGAAAUGCCAGAAAUAGUGAGAGCACAACAUCCGAUUUCAAAGGAGACGGCUUUGCAUAUUGCAGCCAACAAUGGAAAUGUGGAUGUUGUAGAAUAUUUAGUGUCACAAAUGGUAGAAAAUGAUUUAGAAAUUGAAGAUAAUCAAAAAUGGACUGCUCUUGCAUCGGCCACAAGGAGUGGAAUCACCAAAAUCGCUGAGUGUUUGGUUAGAAAGAACAAUAGGUUAGUUAGUAUUGCAUGUGGUCUUGAGGAGCAUAGUUGUUUACCACUUCAAUGGGCACUCACCUAUGGACAGAGCCAUAUGGUUCGAUAUUUGUAUAAUGUUACCCCAAUUCAACAAUUAUUGGCUAACAAUGGCGCGCGUGGAGCUAAUGUCCUCUAUUGGAGUAUAACUUCACAAUUUUAUGAUUUGGCUUUGGAGUUGGUUGAGUGUUGUCCAGAAUUGGUUAACCAUAAUGCCGUGUUUGCGUUCGCUACUAACAGAGACUUUACUGCAUUUCCGAGUGGAUGUCGACUCAACUUUUGGCAACAAUGGAUUUACGACUGGAGUACUAUUAAUGUAUCGAAAAAUGUUGAUGCCAAUAUUCAUGACACUACGAGGACGAGGACGAAUGAUAUCCCAAAAAUCAUAGAAGAAAACCAAAAUAAAACUCGUACAUUUCAACAACGUUUUGCUUCAGUUCUCUUUAAAAUUUUAGGAAUAAAAAGUAUGGAAGAAAUGAAAUUACGACAUCAUUACACGUCGAGAUUGCUAAACUGCAUGAGCCAAGAGAUAAAGAAGAGAGGGGUCUCAGUUUAUGGGGCCUUUUACAAAUGUGCUGAGGAAGGAGUGGUUGAGAUGUUUGUUAGUUUAGCAAAAACAAAUCCUCACCUUGUGCUUUACUACAAUGAUAUAGGAAGAAAUGUUUUCAUGGCUUCAAUUGAGUAUCGACAACCACAAAUUUAUUGCCUUCUGCAUGGGGUUUCUACUAAACAUGUCACUAUAGCAUCAUUAGAUUGUGGACUUAAUACCAUGUUACACAUGGCUGGAUUGUUGGCACCUCCUAAUCAACUUAAUAAAAUUCCUGGGGCUGCAUUACAAAUGCAAAGUGAGCUACAAUGGUUUAAGGAAAUAGAGUCAAUUACUUUACCAAAACAUUUACAUUCAAAGAACAAAGAUGAACUCACACCAAGAGAGUUGUUCACAAAAGAACACAAAGAGCUAAUGAGCAAUGGAGAAAAAUGGAUGAAAGACACAGCAAGUUCAUGCAGUUUGGUAGGUUCUCUAAUUGCUACCAUAAUGUUUGCAGUAGCAUUUACAGUUCCUGGUGGCAAUGACCAAAACACAGGUUACCCAAUUUUCCAACACAAAAAAUUGUUCAAGAUUUUUAUAAUAUCAGAUGCUUUUUCACUCUUCUCAUCCACAGCCUCAGUGUUAAUGUUUUUGGGAAUGCUUACAUCAAGAUAUGCUGAAGAAGAUUUCCUCAAAUCAUUGCCCACAAAGUUAGUUAUAGGACUUCUUACACUUUUCAUAUCUAUUGCAACAAUGACAAUAGCAUUUUGUGCUGCCCUUUUGAUUAUGUUGAGUGGUGAGUCUGUGUUUAUUGCUACUCUUUUUUUGCUUGCUGGACUUCCCAUUACUCUGUUUGGGUGGAUGCAAUUUCCUCUUUUGGUACAGAUUUUUAAUUCCACUUAUAGGCCAAGUAUCUUUCAAAGGAAUGUUAAAAGAUGGUUAUAAGAAGGUAACUAUUUAUAUAUAUAUAUAUACUAGGUGAUUGUUA
Molecule: messenger RNA, 2032 nt
Organism: Cannabis sativa
Lineage: Eukaryota; Viridiplantae; Streptophyta; Magnoliopsida; Rosales; Cannabaceae
Exons: 7
Coding region: 184-1989 (601 amino acids)
Molecular function (GO): protein binding
Source: RefSeq, a predicted model, not a curated record